Molecule: messenger RNA, 600 nt
Organism: Abrus precatorius (Indian licorice)
Lineage: Eukaryota; Viridiplantae; Streptophyta; Magnoliopsida; Fabales; Fabaceae
Product: histidine-rich glycoprotein-like
Exons: 1
Coding region: 1-600 (199 amino acids)
Source: RefSeq, a predicted model, not a curated record
AUGGCUCCAAUCUUGACAUUAUUUAUGCUUUUAGUGAGCUCCUUCAGAGUGUUUUCUCAAGAGCUUGAUACUGAUGACUCUUCUUUUCAUUCUCCAGAUGAAAGUUCAACACUUCGUCGCUUCCCUAAGGGUCGUCCACACUUUCCAUUCCCUAUUCACUUCCCAGAUCCCUUUCGUCGUAAGCAUCACCAUCAUAUUCCAAUUUUUCCUAUUCCAGAGCCACAUCACCAUGAUUCUCCAUCUCCUGCUCCAGCUCAUAGUACUCUUGUUGAGAAGAGUCAAACUCACUCUUUGAUUCCUGACUCACUAACCCAGUCCUCACACCAUCAUUCCCACCGCCGCCACCAUCACCACUCCCCAUCUCAUGCUCCUCUUCCUUUAGAGAAGACUCGAGAUCACCCUCCUAUUUACCAAUUGGCUCAUCCUCCACGUCAUCAUCAUCCCCACCGCCGCCACCACCACCACCACCACCACCACUCUCCAACCCCUACUCCUCUUCCUGUUAAGAAAGUUCCAAUUCACUCUCCUACUUAUAAACCAGCUCAUUCCCCACAUCAUCAUCACCACCACCAUUCUCCAGCUCCUGCUCAAUACCUUUGA